AUGAAGGAAUCAAAGGGUUUGGAGUGGUGGGUGGUAAUGUUAGCUUUGAUAUGGCUUUGUGGUGUUGGGUGUUUUGGUUUUUGGGAGGAAGAGAGGGUUGCUCUCUUGCAACUCAAAGCUUCCAUAAACUACCCAAAUGGACCUUCUUUGCCAUCUUGGGAGGAUAGAGUGGAAGUUUAUAACAGUAUGGUGAGCGACUGUUGUUAUUGGGAAGGAGUUGAAUGCAACGAGACCACAUCUCAUGUAAUUAAGCUUUUCCUUAACUCUACAAGGGAUGGGUCUUUAGGAGAUUGGUAUUUCAAUGCCUCUUUGUUUCUUCCCUUUAAAGAGCUCCGAAAUCUUGACUUAUCUAAUAACCAGCUUGUUGGUUGGGUCGCAAAUGAAGGUUUCGAAAGAUUAUUUGUGUUGAGCAAGCUGGAGGUUCUUCGGUUGGAUUCCAAUUAUUUCAAUAACAGCAUCCUAUCAUCUCUAGGAUUGGUUUCGUCACUUCAGAGACUAUACAUAGGAGACAACUAUUUGAAUGGAUCUAUUCACCUGCAAGACUUUCCUGCUACGAGCAACCUGGAAGAGCUGGACUUGAGUUAUAACAGAAAUAUUGCCAGCCUCACUACCAUGAUAGGUAUGAAGAGCUUAAACAAGCUUCAAGUUCUUAGCAUGGAAGGCAUCAUAUUUAAUGCAAGUGUUUUACAUUCACUAGGUGCAUUGCCAUCUCUUAGGAAGUUAAUCCUUGCAGUAGAAGGAUUGGUCACCAAAAAAGAGUUGAGGGGUCUGAACAACUUGGAGCAUUUAAUUUUGGAUUAUUCAUCCAUCAAUGGGAGUUUUCUUCAUAACGCUGGAGUGAUGACUUCUCUAAGGGUUUUGUCAUUGUCUAACUGUGGACUUCGUGGCAGUCUACCUGCUCAAGGAUUUUGCGAUCUUAAGAACCUUGAAGAGCUAUACCUUGAUGACAAUGAUUUUGAGGGGAUAUUUCCUUCAUGUAUGGGAAACUUGACAUCGCUUCGAGCAUUGGAUCUCUCUUCCAAUAACUUGCAUGGAAGUGUUGCCCACUCUCCCCUUACUAUUCUCACUUCACUUGAAUACCUUUCCCUUUCAGAUAAUCACUUCAUGAUUCCAUUCUCAUUUGCCUCAUUUUCUAACCAUUCAAAGCUUGAGGUCAUUUUAAGUGAUAAUAACGUAGCAACAAUUGAAAAUGAAUCUCAAUCAUGGAUCCCGAGAUUUCAACUGAAGUUUUUUAGUUUGUCAAAUUGUGCCAUUAAAACACUACCUUCUUUCCUGUAUUACCAAAAUGAGAUGAUAGCUGUUGAUCUCUCCCACAACAACUUAUUGGGGAAGUUCCCCACCUGGUUGUUAGAGAAUAAUACGAGAUUGGAAUUACUUAACCUAGAGAAUAACUCUUUAAUGGGGUCUUUUCAAAUGCCUUCUUAUCCUAAUCCUCACAUUUCACAAUUAGAUGUUUCAGACAAUAACAUAACUGGUCAAAUUCCUAUAAAUUUAGAUAUGAUCUUUCCAAGCUUAGAGGUUGUCGACAUGUCCAAUAAUAUGAUUGAUGGUCGUAUUCCUCCUAGUUUUGGCAAUCUCAGUUCUUUACUGGCCAUAGACUUAUCUCAUAAUCGUUUAUCUGGAAGAAUACCAGAACAUCUGCAAAUGGGUCUUUCCUCCUUGGAGUUUCUCAAACUAUCAAAUAAUUACUUGCAUGGUCAAAUAUUUGGCAAUCUUCUCAACAUGGGUCAAUUGUGGGUGUUACAUUUGGACAACAAUCACUUUCUUGGAAACAUACCAGACUGCUUAUCAAAUGCCUCUACGUUGAGCACGGUCGAUAUUUCUAAUAACCAUUUGUCUGGCUUCCUUCCUCAGUGGAUCGGGAAUGUAUCGUCUUUAAGGCAAAUAAGUUUGGCCAAAAAUCACUUUGAAGGCCCCAUUCCAUUGGGAUUUUGCAAACUUAAUUUUCUUCCGUUUUUGGAUUUAUCUGAGAAUAACUUGUCAGGCUCUGUGCCAGCUUGCUUCAACCCUUCAUCCAUAAUGCAUCUCCAUCUGAAUAAGAAUAGAUUGAGUGGUCCAUUGACUCUUUCAUUCUAUGAUAACUCCAAUUUGGUGACAUUAGACCUUGGAGACAACAGGUUUACUGGUGAAAUCCCGAAUUGGAUAGGCAAACUUUCUGGAUUGAGGGUUCUUAUCUUGAAACGUAACAAUUUUGGAGGCAACAUUCCCAGUCAAUUAUGCCACUUGAAACAAUUAAGCAUGAUUGAUCUUUCUCAGAAUAGACUUUCUGGUCCUAUUCCUCAUUGCCUGUCUAACAUCACUUGUGAGUCGAGCUUUGAAAAAUCUUAUUUAUUUUUGGGACAAAUUGAGCUUCUUUAUCCAAGGGAAUUACCAUUUUCAAUCAUGGGAAUUAAUAGAUAUUUUGAUUUUCAAUUUAAUUCCUAUUUUGUUGAAAUGUCGAAUGCCAAAGAAACUGUGGAGUUCACAACAAAGAAUAGUACCUAUCCAUAUCAGGGCGCUGUCCUUGAUUUGAUUUCAGGGAUUGAUUUCUCUUGCAACGAAUUAACUGGUACUAUACCACCAGAAAUUGGGAACUUAAGUGAGCUCUUCAUGUUAAAUCUGUCGCAUAACAAUCUCCUUGGAUCCAUUCCGGCAUCGUUGUCCAACCUAAGUCAUAUUGAGAGUUUAGAUCUUUCCUAUAACAACUUGACCGGGAGUAUCCCCUCCGAAUUGAUUAAGUUGAACUUCUUGGAGGUCUUCAGUGUCGCCUACAACAAUUUAUCAGGUAAAACUCCAGAUUUGAAAGCUCAGUUUGCUACCUUCAGCGAGAGUAGUUACGAGGGAAAUCCUUAUCUUUGUGGACCUCCAUCACAAAACAAUUGUACUGAUGUCCGAGCACCAUCGUCAAUUCCAAAAGAUUCAGAGGAUGAGCAAAAUGAUGGUGGUUUCACUGACAUGGAUGUAUUUCAUGUGAGCUUUUUAGUGUCUUAUAUCAUGUUGUUAUUAGGAACUUUAGCAGUUCUUUAUGUGAACCCUCCUUGGCAAAGGGCAUGGCUCCAUUUGGUUGAAGCAUGUAUGACCUCUUGCUACUAUUUUGUUGUUGACAGUUUUCAUAAGUUGUUCAACCGCAACAUUGUGUGACCCAUUAGCUAGAUUUUUAUGUGUACUCUUUCAAUAAAAGCACUGUACUAUUUUAAAGUUUUCAGUAGAUAAUGGUUUCAGUUUAUGUACUUCUAUCAUUAGGUUAUGUUAUGCAUUUUACUUAUGUAGUCAUGAGAGUAAAAGGAAG
Molecule: messenger RNA, 3268 nt
Organism: Ilex paraguariensis (yerba mate)
Lineage: Eukaryota; Viridiplantae; Streptophyta; Magnoliopsida; Aquifoliales; Aquifoliaceae
Source: the annotation of a GenBank genome assembly